Molecule: messenger RNA, 924 nt
Organism: Plectropomus leopardus (leopard coralgrouper)
Lineage: Eukaryota; Metazoa; Chordata; Actinopteri; Perciformes; Serranidae
Source: RefSeq, a predicted model, not a curated record
ACUGAUGCCAGUGUAAUCCCAACUUUACCUCCCCCACCUCCUAACCCAUGGGACAACAUCACUAUUGACUGGCCAGUAGAUUGUGGAAACCCAGAAGUGAAACCCAGCACAGCCACCCUGAGGGUCGUUAAUGGGGUGGAGGCCACCCCCCACUCCUGGCCCUGGCAAGUGUCAAUGCAGGCUACACCGAUGCUUCCUAUACCUUACAUGCACGGUUGUGGAGGAUCUUUGAUUCAUGAAGACUGGAUCCUGACUGCUGCUCACUGUUUCAUGGUCCCACUGAAUCACCACAUGAACUCCUCCAUGGACGUUCCCUCAGUAGAGGAGUGCUAUAAAGUGGAUGCCAUCAUCCGCCAUGAGGGCUUUGUGUACGAGCAGGAUCGCACUGACAUCACCAAUGAUAUAGCCCUGGUGCAUUUGGCCAAGCCUGUGAACAUGACAAGGGAGAUCAGCCCCAUCUGUCUGCCCAAACCUGGAGCUGUGAUGCCUGCUGGGACGCCCUGCUUUGUCACAGGCUGGGGAGAUGAGAAAGGUAACCUGUUUCCCAAAGUGGCUGAGAAGUUAAACCAGGCAGCCCUCCCCGUUGUAGACUUCCAGACCUGCAGUAAGCCUGCUUACUGGUGGGACACCCUCAGACCCUCCAUGAUUUGUGCUGGCUACGAGUCCCCAGAUGAGCUCAAGUCAGCCUGCCAGGGUGACUCUGGAGGUCCUUUCGCCUGCGCGGCCGCUGGAACAAACACGACCUGGGAAGUGCACGGUAUUGUCAGCUUUGGACCGCAGGGCUGCAUCAAAGACAAGAAACCUUCAGUGUUCACCCGCGUCUCUGCCUUCAGUGAUUGGAUAGACCACAACAUCAAGAAGUUUAUAUAUGAAAAUGGUAAAACUAACUGAAGCGCCUGUCUUGAAAUAAAAAUUUUGACAGUG